Messenger RNA from Brassica napus (rape), 2620 nucleotides. RefSeq lists its product as uncharacterized. NCBI's taxonomy places the organism in Eukaryota, Viridiplantae, Streptophyta, Magnoliopsida, Brassicales, Brassicaceae. The coding region runs from base 526 to 2445 and encodes 639 amino acids. The record is from RefSeq and is a predicted model, not a curated record. The transcript has 6 exons.
GUUUAAAGGCCCCCAUUUGCCAACGGCUCAUUUCUUUGUACUCUAACUUCCGGACCCUCCUCGCCUUCAUCUUCAUCAUCAUCAAUAACCUAAUUAAGAGCACUAACUACUAACUAGGAGAGUUAAAUGAUCUUUAAUUGUCACCUACAUAAAAUUCCAAACCUUAUUAGAAGCUUCUUCUAGAGUCUAGACCCUCAACAUACUACUUGUCUUCCCUAAUUUUACACAGGGUUUUAUAUUCUUUCUUAUUCAAACACGUUUCCAAGUUAGAAGAUGAGCACAGAACAGUUUUGUUUCUUUUACUAGUCGUCGGAAGAAAACCUUAGUAAAAAAUAGAUAAACAAAAACAAAACACAGUUGCACUGAGUUUCUGUUUCUUUUAUCGUUACUCUGUUUUUAGCUGAAACAAAGUGUCUUCAGUUACUAAACAAACGAACUUUUCUUUCUAUUUUAUUUCCUAAGAUCCGAUCAAAGAUGGGUCUUUACGUAGAAUGUCUUCGUCUUUGUGAUCGUUGACGAAGAGACAUGGCAGCGUCUUCUCAGGUAGAGAUCGCGUCUCUGCGAUCUAACUUCGGGUGUCUCCUCAGAGAUAACAACCGAAGAAACAACAACGAUGACGUCAUUGUCAAGAAGAAUCUGAACGCACAAGUGAAAUCUCCAGUUAUCUCCGACAAGAACUCGCAGAACAGAGUCGGUUCUUGGAAAGGAAACAAGCCGAGAAAGAAGAACAAAAGCCGUCUUGGAUCGCCGGAGAAACAACGUAACCACUUUUCCGACAGGACUAAACCUUUGAAGAGAGGAGCUUCUUCUCUCGUGCAGAUAUGGGAGGCACGGCUGAGUCCAUCCAACGGCGGAAACUCGCCGAUCCACGGCCAAGAAACAGAGAGAAGUGUUGGAGCGAGCGUUCGUGAAGAAACCAACCUUUCGGCUCCCUCCAUCGACGGCGAAUCUGAAUCGGAGAACGAGUCGAGGGAUCAUGAUCCAACGGUGGAGAUCGAAUCCGAGACUCUCCACUCGGUUCCUGACUCGGGAGAGAGCAAAUGGGGAAGAGUCGCUGAGAUUAUCCGGAGACUGAAGCUCACCGCCGGCGACAAUGUCGGUGCAGUUGCGAAAACUUAUUUGCCGGAGAAAAGUAUUUUUCCGGUGGUUUCUUCGCCGCGACUCCGAGGACGGCAAGCGUUCUCCGAUUUGCUUGCGCGUCUGGAACGGGACCGUCACCUGGAACUGGAUUCGCUUCUUGAACGCAACGCAGUUUCUAAAUUUCCUCAACGCGGUCGCCUCCAGUCAAUGUUGCGGCUAAGGAGUCUCAAACGCGGCCUAGUGAUUCAAGAUCGUCAUCGGUCUAGCGCAAAAUCACCUGAUUUGAAUCGCCUGGAACAUGGCCCUACAGUUCUCCACCUAAGGGAAAGAUUUGGGGCAAACGCUACUUCUUCUACGGAGCGGUCAAGCCUUCCAAACCGCAAGACAGAGGAGGCAAUGCUAUGUAAGAAAGAAACUGAAUCAAAUUUGAGUUGCCUUCAUAUGCAAGAAAUCAUAUUACCAGAAGCCUUGAGCAGAAAUUCUGAUAACAAUAGCCCCAGCACCAGCGUGACUCAUCGAGAAUCACAGAUUAUGGAGAACAUGGUAGAAAGCGGUACGCAGGGGAGUCAAGAAACACCAUUCCUUGAGAAACAAGAAACCUCAUAUAUAUGGGAAGAGGAAGAAGAGUGUGAGAAUGAACAGUCUUGUUAUGGAGAAAUGAGCUACGAUUGGUUUACAGAAAUAUCUCGGCCUCGGACUUACUGGGAAGAUCUGAGGCAAUCGCGGUAUCUACAAGUGAUGAACUCCCGAUCUGACAAAGAUGAUAUAUGCAGACUCCUUGAGAGAAGAACGGUUUCUGAUUUCCUUCAGAGCGGAUUGCGAGAGAAGAUCGAUAAGUUCAUAAUGUCCCGUGUACAGACACAUCCUAUUCAGCGUAUUCACCAAGCUGGUAAAGAGGAACAAAACUGUGACGUAAGCGAAGAAGAAGAUGACUUGAGCCAGACGUCAUCGCAGCUAUUUGCAUCAUCACCGGCAGGUUCAUGGAGUUCUCAGGAUACAGGAGUUACUUCCACUCCUGACUUAUUACCUUUGCACAACCUUCAGACAAAUGAGAUGGAGAUUAUAAGCGAAAUGAGAUCACAGAUCUUACACCUACAGCUAGAAAUGUCGGAGCUACGAGACUCUGUCAAAACGUGUUUGGACGUAAACGCUAGCCUUCAAAAGUCAAUUCACCGUGAAAAUCCACUGAAACGUAAAUGCUGCGUUUGUAACGAGACGCAAGUUGAUACACUUCUAUACAGGUGCGGCCACAUGUGCACAUGCCUUAGAUGCGCAAACGAACUACAAUGUAAUGGCGGCAAGUGUCCGAUUUGUUAUGCUAAGAUCCUUGACGUUGUCCGUGUCUUCGUCGAUUCAAGGACCUAAAUAUUAAUAAAACCAACGGUUCAAAACGCUAACGAUACUUCACUUAACCUUACAAACGUUUUCUUUUGUUUUAUGACUUUUUUUCCUUCCGUUGUUUGCUUUUAAGCUAGACUGUAGCGCGUUUGCGUUUUGGAUCUGCGUCCAAGAUUCAUAUCUAUGCUCUUUAUAGGUGGAA